Messenger RNA from Mesoplodon densirostris (Blainville's beaked whale), 1056 nucleotides. RefSeq names its product vacuolar protein sorting 25 homolog (gene VPS25). NCBI's taxonomy places the organism in Eukaryota, Metazoa, Chordata, Mammalia, Artiodactyla, Ziphiidae. The record is from RefSeq and is a predicted model, not a curated record. The coding region runs from base 38 to 568 and encodes 176 amino acids. Gene Ontology annotation, molecular function: protein homodimerization activity; structural molecule activity. Gene Ontology annotation, biological process: protein transport to vacuole involved in ubiquitin-dependent protein catabolic process via the multivesicular body sorting pathway. The transcript has 6 exons. Gene Ontology annotation, cellular component: ESCRT II complex.
CUUUGCCGCCGGGUUCCGGGUUUCCUGGGCUACUACGAUGGCGAUGAGUUUCGAGUGGCCGUGGCAGUAUCGCUUCCCGCCCUUCUUUACGUUGCAGCCGAACGUGGACACUCGGCAGAAGCAGCUGGCCGCCUGGUGCUCGCUAGUCCUGUCCUUCUGUCGCCUGCACAAACAGUCCAGCAUGACGGUGAUGGAAGCUCAGGAGAGCCCGCUCUUCAACAACGUGAAGCUACAGCGGAAGCUGCCCGUGGAAUCAAUCCAGGUUGUAUUAGAGGAGCUGAGGAAGAAAGGGAACCUCGAGUGGUUGGAUAAGAACAAGUCUAGCUUCCUGAUCAUGUGGCGGAGGCCAGAAGAAUGGGGGAAGCUCAUCUAUCAGUGGGUUUCCAGGAGUGGCCAGAACAACUCCGUGUUCACCUUGUACGAACUGACCAAUGGGGAAGACACAGAGGAUGAGGAGUUCCACGGGCUGGAUGAGGCAACCCUACUGCGGGCUCUGCAGGCCCUACAGCAGGAGCACAAGGCCGAGAUCAUCACUGUCAGCGAUGGCCGAGGCGUCAAGUUCUUCUAGCAGAAACCUGUCUCCCUUUACUUCUUACCUCCCACCCUUCCAGGGCUUUCAAAGGGAGACAGACCAAGUGUCCCCACAGACUGGAUCCGUGGCUCCACCAGACUCCAAAGGGCUGCAGUCCAGGGGUGGGUUUCCCACUUAUCCCACGUGUCUGUCCCUGGGAUAGGGUGAGGCUGAGGUGCCAGGGAGGAAAGAUGUGCUGCUCCCUGCCUCACCUCCUCUCGUGAGCUGGGGCCUGUAAACCUAAACACAAACUUCAUUUGUGUCACACAUGUAAGUACAUACACACAUGCCCCGGCACAAGCUUCUGUUUCUUCCCCCUCCCACCCCUUUAGCUGCCGCUGGUGCUGGAUCUUUCCUAGGGGACGGGCGAAGCCCUGGCUGCAGGCAGCCUUUCAGGCAAUGUGAAGAUAGGAGGCCCAGGACGGGGCCUGGCAAUGAGAGGUGGGGCCGGACACUGACUUAUGAUAUUAAAAAGCUUAACCCUA